UUUGAUUCACACAGUCCUUCCUCCAUAACAAGCCAAACGCUCGUCCGAGAGUGCCUCCCUGCGCGAGCGCCGGGUGUGUGUGCGCCGGCGAGAGCAGGGGCCCGCCCGGCUCCCCGCCCGCCACUCCGUCCGCCAGCCCGCCGCGGCCCGAACUCAUGCGGCGCGGAGCGAGCGGCGAGGAGCCCAGCGCCGCGGCCGAACCCCUCCGCAGCAGGCUGCCUGCUGCUUCCCGGGGAGAUCAUGAAACGAGGUCGCCUUCCCAGCAGCAGUGAGGAUUCUGACGACAAUGGCAGCCUGUCGACUACCUGGUCCCAGAAUUCCCGAUCCCAGCACGGGAGAAGUUCAUGCUCCAGACCUGAAGAUCGAAAGCCUUCAGAGGUGUUUAGGACAGACCUGAUCACUGCCAUGAAGCUCCAUGACUCCUACCAGCUGAACCCGGACGAGUACUACGUGCUGGCGGAUCCCUGGAGACAGGAGUGGGAGAAAGGGGUCCAGGUGCCAGUGAGCCCUGGGACCAUCCCCCAGCCUGUGGCCAGGGUUGUAUCUGAAGAGAAAUCCCUCAUGUUCAUCAGGCCCAAGAAGUACAUUGUCUCGUCAGGCUCCGAGCCUCCGGAGCUGGGCUACGUUGACAUCCGCACGCUGGCCGACAGCGUGUGUCGUUACGAUCUCAACGACAUGGACGCCGCGUGGCUGGAACUGACCAACGAGGAGUUUAAGGAGAUGGGAAUGCCCGAGUUAGAUGAAUAUACCAUGGAGAGGGUCCUGGAGGAAUUUGAACAGCGGUGCUAUGACAACAUGAACCACGCGAUAGAGACCGAGGAAGGCCUGGGGAUCGAGUAUGACGAAGAUGUCGUCUGUGACGUCUGCCAGUCACCCGAUGGUGAGGAUGGCAAUGAGAUGGUGUUCUGUGACAAGUGCAACAUCUGCGUGCACCAGGCCUGCUAUGGAAUCCUCAAGGUCCCAGAGGGCAGCUGGCUGUGCCGGACGUGCGCCCUGGGCGUUCAGCCCAAGUGUUUGCUGUGUCCCAAGAAAGGAGGAGCGAUGAAGCCCACGCGCAGUGGGACCAAGUGGGUGCACGUCAGCUGUGCGCUGUGGAUCCCGGAGGUGAGCAUCGGCAGCCCCGAGAAGAUGGAGCCCAUCACGAAGGUGUCCCACAUCCCCAGCAGUCGGUGGGCACUUGUGUGCAGCCUCUGCAAUGAGAAGUUUGGGGCAUCCAUACAGUGCUCCGUGAAGAACUGCCGCACGGCCUUCCACGUGACCUGUGCGUUUGACCGGGGCCUAGAGAUGAAGACCAUCUUGGCAGAGAACGACGAAGUCAAGUUCAAGUCCUACUGUCCGAAGCACAGCUCGCAUCGCAAAGCCGAGGAGGGCCUUGGUGAGGGGACCGCUCAGGAGAAUGGGGCUCCCGAGUGCUCCCCGCGGGAUCCGCUGGAGCCCUUCACUGGCCUCGAGCAGAAUCGGGAGGAGGCCCACCGGGUCAGCGUCCGCAAGCAGAAGCUGCAGCAGCUGGAGGACGAGUUCUACACGUUCGUCAACCUGCUGGACGUAGCUAGGGCCCUGCGGCUGCCCGAGGAGGUGGUGGACUUCCUGUACCAGUACUGGAAGCUGAAGCGGAAGGUCAACUUCAACAAGCCCCUCAUCACCCCAAAGAAGGACGAGGAGGACAAUCUGGCCAAGCGGGAGCAGGACGUCUUGUUUAGGAGGCUGCAGCUGUUCACGCACCUGCGGCAGGACCUGGAGAGGGUUCGGAACCUCACUUACAUGGUGACCCGCAGGGAAAAGAUUAAACGAUCUGUGUGCAAAGUCCAGGAACAGAUAUUCAAUCUUUACACUAAGCUUUUGGAGCAAGAAAGAGUUUCAGGUGUGCCUUCUUCCUCUUGCUCCUCCUCCUCACUGGAAAACAUGCUUCUGUUUAACAGUCCUUCUGUGGGCCCUGACGCUCCCAAGAUAGAGGACUUGAAGUGGCAUUCUGCGUUCUUCAGGAAGCAAAUGGGUACUUCCUUGGUUCACUCGCUGAAGAAGCCCCACAAGCGAGAUCCAUUGCAGAACAGCGCAGGGAGCGAAGGCAAAACCCCGCUAAAGCAGCCAGACCUGGGGGGCAGAAGGGAGGGGACAGUGGGCCCAGAGAGCUUUCUGGGUUUUGAAAAGACCUUUGCAGAAGCACGGCUCGUAUCAGCACAACAGAAAAAUGGCGUGGUGACGCCAGACCACGGGAACAGAAGAGACCAACGUUUUCAUUGUGACCUCAGCAAGGGAGACUUAAAGGACAGACCUUUGAAACAGAGUCACAAGCCUCUGAGGUCCACAGACGUGUCCCAGAGGCACGCGGAACACGCCAGAGCUGCCGCCUCCCCUGGGGCGGGGCAGUCAGCGCCGGGCACGAGGAAGGAGGCGGUGCCCAAGUGCAACGGCUCCCUCAUCAAAGUGAACUAUACCCAGUCUGCAGUCAAAGUGCCUACAACACCUGCCAGCCCAGUGAAGAACUGGGGCGGAUUCCGGAUUCCAAAGAAGGGGGAACGGCAGCCGCCGGGAGACGCCCCGGAGGGGGCCUGCCACCAGCACUCAGACUACCCCUACCUGGGCCUCGGCCGAGUCCCAGCCAAGGAGCGGGCCAAGAGCAAGCUGAGGCCCGACAGCGAGAACGACGGGUACGUCCCCGACGCGGAGCUGAGUGACUCAGAGAGCGAGGCCUCGGAGAAGAAGUGUGUCCACGCCAGCAGCUCGAUCAGCAGGAGGACAGACAUCAUCAGGAGAAGCAUUCUGGCCUCUUGAUGAAACGGGCAUGAUGGUGCAGGAGACGGGAGCUCUGACACGGGGGGACGAGUGGAAACCCAUCACUCCUGAGCGACACAAAUACAUUUACUUGCAAUUCUGAUUGAAUUUCUUUUCAGAGUCAUUUAUAAAUCAUUGUUGUGAGAAGUGUGUUAUUUGCAACUUGUUGAGGAAACACAAGAGUAGAUUGUAAGACACUGCUAAGACUAGAGGCUGAAUUAAACACUAAAAUAAGAAUGGAUGAAGUAAGUUUCUAAAGAGGGCUAGGCUGAACUAAGCCUCACGAGUGCUUACUGCCCUCUGUAUCCUUCCCAAAGCACAAACUCUUAGUUACCUGAAUAUACGGAAUCAGAGAUGGUUCUUGAGAAACCCUCACGAAUCAUUUAAUAGCCCAUAAAACUUAUUUUCUAGGACUGUGGUGGAUCUUGAAAUCAUAUUUAUACUUUGGCCCACGGACUGUUUUGUUGCAUUGUAGUAUACAGGCAGUAGCUCUGAAGCUUCAGUAAUUCUAGGGGAUUCAUGUGUAAAUAUAGCAGAUGAGGGAAGAGAAAAGUUUUAAAAAGGUCAUUACCGGAAGAUCUGAAGGUACAGGGUAGAGCUGCCGGAGCUUGGAGAUUUAGGGUAAAUGGAAGAAGCAAGGUCCUGCUGCUGGCAGCUCUUGACUGUGUUCUGGCAGGUGGAGAGUGAAGCCAUCACAUGAUUCCAUCCAUGAGAAAGGGCACUUGAGGUCCCAUCUUCACCAGUCCUCUCGACCUUUCUCUUCCCUAACCACUGCCUUCUGGGCCAGCUUGGGAUUCCGCUGGCCAUUGGCAAUACCUGGCCACCUGGCUUCCAACAACACAAUGGCUGUUCAAGUUUAAGCAAUGAACUUCCAGACUCUGGUGACUCAUAUUUCCAGAGCCAACCACUAGUGCAUAUGCUGGGCAAUCCGGCCUUCCAACGUGAAUGGAUUCCUUGGGAGAAAAAAAAGAAAAUGAAAAAAAAAAAAAAAAGGAAAAAAACCCCAAAUAGGUUAUAUUUUAAAAAUAAUAGAAAGGCAAUAAGUUGCGAUAACCUCUUAACCCUUGACCAAGUUUAUACAGGAAAGAGAUUGAAGUGUAACAGGUUUUCUGGAGUCAGAGUUCUAAGCUCUAAUUCGUAACUUGGACUUUCUGAUUGCAAAUGGCAAUAACUAGUAAGUUAUCAGCAAUAAUAAAUUUAGCAUUAAAUUUGAGUACAAUGUUCUGUUUUUGCACUCACUGCAGUGCGUUUUGUAUUAAGACAGUGGAUAGUGUUAAGGUCCUGUUAAUUUUCUUUGGAAUUCAAUGUAGUUGUGAAUCAAACUUAAAAGAAGGAAAAUUAAAAGUAGCAAUGAGAUUUAGAAUUAUGGGCACUUGGAACAAGCCCAACUUCCCCUAAAUUAUCCCUUAGUUUGUUAAUACCAGUACUCAGAUUCCUGAUUCAUUUAUACAUUUAUUUCCAUGUGGCAGGGACAUUCUGAUACUUAACGAGUGAUGCUUUGAGUUCUGUAGUAGUUACCUUUCAAGUCUUCCAGAUGACUGUCAACAAGGAAAAAAGGCUUAUUGAAUUCCAUCUUGCUAUGCAAGUUUUAUCAGAUGAUCAAAUAGUAGAUCUGAUACAUCCCCAUUGUAUGUAUGACAUUUUCAAACUAAGUCUUAACUUUUCAAAUACAUUUUAGUAACUGAUUCAGGGGAGGGGAAAGAAUGACCCAGGUUUUUAGAUUGACUAUUUUUGAGCUAUGGGGCUCAUUUUUCAAAGAAUGUUGUCCAGAUAAACUGUUGCUACAGAUAUUAGAAGUUUCUUAUGAAUCCAAGUUGUACAUUAACUCAGCAUAAUUUAAAAAUCAGAUUUUUUUUUCGUUGCAUAUGAGCAAGAAACCUUUUGCUGGAUACAGAAGAAGGUGGACUCUUUACAGUUCUUUUUUGACUACAGCAACAGCUCUGGGUGAGAGUAGGAUAUAUAGAGGGAUAAUCUGUCAAGCCAUAGAAAGAAAAUCUAAAUUCUAGUAAGUCUAUGACCUCUCACCAUUUAUAAGAGGUACCAGAUUCAUUUGCACUAUUAGGAAUGCUAGUUUUGUGCAAAAAUAAUGCCUUACCUGUUUUUUCCCCACAUUUAGGUUGAAAAGCUUUCAAACGUUCCAAGUUAUGCUGAACCAAAAAGAAAACAAAACAAAAAUAAACCCCACACAAAAACAAAACACACAAACACAAAAAGCCCACACUUUUAAUUCCUGCUUCGAAAUGCAAAUGGUACAGUUUCUCUGACAGUGUAAUGACAGCUCUGUAAGUCAGUUUCACGUCCUGCUGGGAACUCUGAGGUGUAUGAGCGGCAACCAACCCAAUCUGCCCACUUGCACUCUGAGUAUGGAACCAUUUGCUCUUCUUUUCUUCUUUUUUUAAAGCUUUAUCUUUCCGUGUGCAUCCUGACCAAGAAAUAUCUUUGAUUAUGAUCAAUGUAUUAUGUCAAAAAUGUAGGCUAGUUAAACUUUUGUAAAGUUGCCUGGAAUGUCAUUUGUUAGGUUAUAAACACAAAAUCUAAAUGAAGGGUUAUAUGUGUUGUGUACAAAUCUUAAUUAUUUUGAAAUGGACAAACUUGUCAUUACAUUUGUAACCUUGUACAGAGGAUUUUUCACUAUGUGCCUAGCUUGGUGUCCAUUCAGCUAAAAUUGGGUAAAAAAAAAAAGGUGCAUGAAGAGUUAAAAAUCAGAAUUAAACAAAAAGUAUAUGUAGAGAUGACUAUUUUAUAUUACAUGGCCCAAUCCUGUAUUUAUUUCUACCCCCUUUUUGAAAGUAUUUAUAAAACUAGUUGAGGACAGCUGUAUUUUUUUGUUGAACUAUUUAGUAGAAUUUGUGCCUUUUUGUCUGUAUGUGAAUAAAUGCUGUACAUUUUGCAAUACA
Molecule: messenger RNA, 5669 nt
Organism: Cervus elaphus (red deer)
Lineage: Eukaryota; Metazoa; Chordata; Mammalia; Artiodactyla; Cervidae
Gene: JADE1
Product: jade family PHD finger 1
Exons: 11
Coding region: 241-2772 (843 amino acids)
Biological process (GO): regulation of transcription by RNA polymerase II
Cellular component (GO): histone acetyltransferase complex
Source: RefSeq, a predicted model, not a curated record